This is a messenger RNA of Drosophila bipectinata, 558 nucleotides long. RefSeq names its product single stranded-binding protein c31A (gene Ssb-c31a). NCBI's taxonomy places the organism in Eukaryota, Metazoa, Arthropoda, Insecta, Diptera, Drosophilidae. Gene Ontology annotation, molecular function: transcription coactivator activity; DNA binding. The record is from RefSeq and is a predicted model, not a curated record. Gene Ontology annotation, biological process: positive regulation of transcription initiation by RNA polymerase II. Gene Ontology annotation, cellular component: nucleus; transcription regulator complex.
AAUGCAACACUGAAUGCUAAUUCACUUAUUAGCCAACACUGCCAUCUAUCAAGCGCCAAUAUUUUGUGCAUCAAUUAAUAAUUUGCCAAAAAAAGAACCGAAAAUGCCAAAGAUAAAGAAAAAGCAACAGUCCUCUUCCUCGGAGAGUGACAGUGGUCCUGAAGACCGCAAUCAGCCGGCGAGCAAGAAAGCAAAACAGACGCCGACUUCGGCGGCUGGGAAAACGGAUGGAAGAAGUGAGGAAAAUACCUGGACGCUUGAGAAGUUGCGCUUGGUCACAAUUAACGAAUUUCGCGGUCGCAAAAUGGUUGACAUCCGGGAGCACUACGAAAAGGACGGAAAAACUCUUCCCGGCAGAAAGGGCAUCUCGCUUUCCAUCACGCAGUGGAAGAAACUGAUUGAUCAAGCGGGCGAAAUUACUAAGGCACUCGAGAGUUAAGUUCAUCCUUUUCCCGUUCCAAGUCAUAGAAUAUUGAUGUUCAACUAACAUGUUAGUUUGCUUUCCUUAUAAACAAGAAAGCUACGAAUAAAAAACUACCUUAAAUGUUUAUAAAGAUA